UUGAGCAGCAGAGAUUGGAAAAACAAGCUGCAAUUCACGAUGAUACCACAAGAGGGCGUCCUUGUCCCGACAAACCCAAAUGGAAGGCCGCCACAAAAACCACAGGCAUCCGCGAGAUGGACAAAAAAAGUACAAUGAAGACUCACCUUGCACGCUGCAGGCCCAGGCGCCUCCACGACUCGCCGACUCUGGACACUGAGCCAAAAGGAUCAACAAGACGCCCGUUGUGGUGUGCAGAUAUGGGGGCCGUGAUAUCUCGAUGGAAGACAAAACCAACCACGGUGGAGCAGCUGGAGAACCUGGACAAGGAGAUUAAGGAGUUGGAGGAAUUUCAAGCCAAAAACCAGCGACUUCAAAAGCUGUGGGUGGGCCGACUGCUCCUCUACUCAUCCGUCUUGUACCUGCUGACCUGCCUGGUGGUCUACUGCCUCUACCUUCCCGAACAAUGGCUGCACAGAUUAGCCAUGGCCUUGCCCUUCUUCAUAUACCCGGUGCUGGUGUGGUUCAUUAGGAAGUUACUGAUCUUUCUCUUUUCCAAACGCACCGAGAGGAACAGUGACAUACUGGAAGACUUGAAGGCUACCAAAAAAAAGAUACUGGAAGAAGUGAUGGAAACCGAGACGUACAAAAACGCCAAAGUCAUCCUGGAACGCUUUGACGCUGAAGCAAAGAAGAAAGCCGAGCUGGAGUCCACCCCACAGCGACCUCAGAUGACCCCAAGGCCUGGACAAGACGUCCGCCAGCGAGGGGUGGUCAUGAGAACUCCAGGUACCCCUGCUGCAAUGGUGAUGAAUACGCAACCCGGAGACCGACCGCCACCUGGCCUUGGGGCCACACCUGUCGCUCCAGGGGGACCACCCGAGAGAGCGGCUUUGUCUGGCUCUGUCCACCAGGGGGCAGUACCCAGGAUGCACUGCUCCCCUGUACCAGGUGUUGGCCUGCAUCCUCCUGGUCCUCCACUGACAAGACCCAUUCUGCCCAGAGAGAGGGGUGCUUUAGACCGAGUGGUUGAGUACCUUGUAGGAGAUGGACCACAGAACAGAUAUGCCUUAAUCUGUCAGCAGUGUUUCUCUCACAAUGGCAUGGCUCUGAAAGAAGAGUUUGAAUACCUUGCAUUUCGUUGUGCGUAUUGCUACUUCCUGAAUCCAGCCAGGAAGACGCGGCCUCAGGCUCCCAGGCUGCCGGAGUUCAGCUACGAGAGGAAGCUACGGGCCGAAUCCCGAACCUCGGGGCAUGCGCCACCAUCCGGCACAGACACAGAGGAGAGUGCACCCCCAUCUGGAGCCAAGGCGCCGGCGCCGUGGAAUUUGGUCCACAGUUUCCCGAUCCAGCAGCAGAACCCUCAGAAUCAACUUCUGCAGAGUCCAGACGAGCACGAGCAGGGCAAAGACGACACUCGGCCUGAAGGUGUGGAGCCUGUGAGUCACGAUGAUGAGCAACGAGAAAUGGAGAUGGAGGAGGAGCCGGAAGAGCUUGUACAAGGAGAAGAAGAGAAGGAGGAGGAAGAGGUGAAAGGUGACGGUGCCUUCAGUGAUGCAGAACCUCAGCUGUCGUAGCCGCGCCUCCUCCAGGAGAAAAGGUGCUUGCAGCCGCUGCCUGACAGUCAAAGCUUGCUGAAUGGCACAUGGAGGAUCCCUAGGAUUGUUUAUGUGCUUAUAUUUAUUAUUAUAUGUGCUCCUUGAAAGCAAACCAACACUCUUUGUUUACGGCGUGAAGUUAGUAGUGGCUUUUUUAUUUGGAAGCCAAGAUUAGCGGGGCAGCAACAGCUAAAGUAGACGACAUACCAGGUAAACUACUUUUAAGUUCUGAUGUACUUUUUAAAAGUCCAACACUGAGGUACUAAAAUGCACAAUUUAGGCUACAAGAUUCGUUAUAAAUACUUGAAAUUAAAUCUUUGUUAGAUCAACAGAAUCAUUUAUUUCCUAGUCAUGGCCACUUGUUGCUAGGAGUGCAUGGAGUGCAAGCAUCUGUUUCCUCAAAAGCCCAAUUUAAGAAAAAAGGCUGCUGCUCACUGUAAUAAUCGUAAUAGGCUGCUACACUGCCUCGCAUAACAGAGAAAGGACAGGGAGAGUUGGCCAAUAACACCCACGAAGAAAAGACUCCGGAAAGCACAACAAAGAUGAUGAGACAACUUUAUUGAAACUUUGAUUUAGUAAGUUGGUUUUUCCACCACUUGACCCCAGUGCAAUCCUUUUGCCGCCUCACUAAUUUCUUCAAGUUCUAAAAAUAACAACCUGAUCCACACUGAUUGUAGAGCAGAACAUCCACAGUGGGUCGCUAUUAAACUUGUACCUUGCUGUGCUUUGAAAGACUAUGUAGCGUUUUAAAAUGAUGCACAAGCAGCGCCAAAGCUACCGUAUGAGCACCACAUUUGACUGCCGUUUGACUAUCACUUACAUAAAUAUUGUCUUUUGACUCCAGUCGUAUAAAUAGAUGCUAUUUUUAAUGAUUGUCAUAUCUGCCGCAGUACUUCAUUUGACUGUUAACAUUAAGUAUCAUUGCGACCUUUUCAGGAAGAGUUAAUGUUGUAGUUCAAACUGCCAUCCAUCAAUUUUCAAACUAUUUGCUUUAUCUUCCUUUUCUGACUGAUUUGCACUGACUUUCUUUGUAUUUAUUUGGCCUUAAUGGUUGGCGAUGAGACAGUGCUGCUGACAUUUGCUGCACUACGUUAAUGUAAGAUGACAUGAUAUCAUUAGCAUUGGCACGCUUUGAUGUCCACGUAGCUGCACAAUGGAAUAUUUUCUUUUUAGGGAUGUCCCGAUUCACUUUUUUUUUGGCGUCCGAUUAGAUUUUUUUUUUUUAUCCAAUCCGGUACCGAUCCUUCUUUUUUAAAAUUGAUUUUAAUAAUAAGCUUUUGUUACAACCAUGAAUUUGAGGAAUUGAGUUUGGUUAUGAAAAUAGCUCUUCAAAGCAUUGAAAAUAACACAACCAAGGUAUUGCUGAAUUUACUUUAUGAGACAGCAUGACCAACAAUACUGUUGGGCUUUUGUAACAAACCUCUGCGAGUCAGGUUCCUUAUCCAAAAAAAAGAUAAAAUUGGAAAAAAUGGGUGUUUAAGAUACUUUUAGGGUGGGAUUAAUCAUUUGACAUGGUUAUAGAUCAAUUUGUGGUGUGAUUUAGAAUGAUUUUUUUUUUUUUUUUUUACAAA
Dunckerocampus dactyliophorus (ringed pipefish) is the source of this 3148-nucleotide messenger RNA. It is a transcript of the gene lnpkb, whose product is annotated as lunapark, ER junction formation factor. Gene Ontology annotation, biological process: endoplasmic reticulum tubular network organization. NCBI's taxonomy places the organism in Eukaryota, Metazoa, Chordata, Actinopteri, Syngnathiformes, Syngnathidae. The transcript has 18 exons. Bases 117 to 1556 code for a protein of 479 amino acids. Gene Ontology annotation, cellular component: endoplasmic reticulum tubular network. The record is from RefSeq and is a predicted model, not a curated record.